AUGUCUCUCAACGCCGGCGACUCCUUCCCCGAGGGUGUGACCUUCACCUACGUCCCUCCGGCUCCUGAUGCGGGCAUCACUAGCUGUGGUGUCGGCAUCAAGUAUGAUGCUAGCAAGGGUACUGUUAACCCCCCUCCCUCCCUCCCUUCUCAAAACUUCUCAUCUCAAUUCAAGAACAAGAAGGUCGUGCUCGUCUCUGUCCCCGGCGCCUUCACCCCGACGUGCCAGGAGCAGCACCUGACCUCCUACCUCGACUCGGACAACUACAAGAAGCUCAAGGCCAAGGGCGUCGACUCGGUCAUCUUCAUCGCCUCCAACGACCACUGGGUCAUGGCCGCCUGGGGCAAGGCCAACGGCGUCAAGGACGACUCCAUCCUGUUCAUGGCUGACGAUGGCCUGGCAUUCGCCAAGUCCAUUGGCUGGUCCUUGGGGGAGCGGAUCGCCCGAGGCGCCAUUAUCAUUGACCACGGCAAGGUGGUCUACGCGGAGAAGGACGUCCCUAAGAGCACUGCCGCCUCCAGCGCCGAGGCUGUUCUCGCCAAGUUGUAG
Molecule: messenger RNA, 549 nt
Organism: Thyridium curvatum
Lineage: Eukaryota; Fungi; Ascomycota; Sordariomycetes; Thyridiales; Thyridiaceae
Exons: 3
Coding region: 1-549 (182 amino acids)
Biological process (GO): hydrogen peroxide catabolic process; cellular response to oxidative stress; cell redox homeostasis
Cellular component (GO): cytoplasm; peroxisome; mitochondrion
Molecular function (GO): thioredoxin peroxidase activity
Source: RefSeq, a predicted model, not a curated record